Messenger RNA from Helianthus annuus (common sunflower), 1524 nucleotides. RefSeq names its product auxin-responsive protein IAA8. The transcript has 6 exons. Gene Ontology annotation, molecular function: protein binding. Gene Ontology annotation, cellular component: nucleus. NCBI's taxonomy places the organism in Eukaryota, Viridiplantae, Streptophyta, Magnoliopsida, Asterales, Asteraceae. The record is from RefSeq and is a predicted model, not a curated record. Gene Ontology annotation, biological process: regulation of DNA-templated transcription. The coding region runs from base 229 to 1284 and encodes 351 amino acids.
ACCUCACAGACCUUUUCUUUGCUUUCUGCUUAAUGGAGGGACCUUAAUAUCCUCUUCUCUCUCUCUUACUUUCUCUCUCUAAAACACACUUUCUCUCUCCUCUUCUGCGCUUAAUUCCUUCGAAGAUUGUUGCUGUCGAUCCGAUCUUCUUCCCUCAACUGCUGCUUAUUCCAUAUAUUUUCAUCAAUUUCAGGAGAUUAACUUGAAGUCAUAUGAGUUUUUGAUCCGAUGUCUCCACCGCUGUUAGACGUUGAAGGGGAUGGACAGGGAAACGUUUCCUUAAUGACUUCUGCUUCCAGUAUGGAAUCGAUUUUUCAAAAGAACGCUGGAUUAACGGAGCGAAAUUAUCUGGGAUUAUCAGAUUGUUCAUCAGUUGAUAGCUCUGCUGUGUCUGGGAUCUCAGAUGUGAAAAGAAACAAUCUAAACCUUAAAGCUACUGAACUGAGGCUUGGUCUUCCAGGAUCUCAAUCCCCUGAGCGGGACCCGGAUGCUGAUCUGGCGAGCUCCGAGAGCCUUGAUGAGAAACCGCUAUUUCCACUGCUUCCGUCUAAAGAUGGAAUUUGCUCCGGUUCACAGAAGAUUUUUGUUUCCGGAAAUAAACGAGGAUUUUCUGAUACCAUUGAUGAAGGGAAAUGGAUGUUCGGUUCGUCUGGUACCGACUCUGAUACUUCGAAUGUAAAUGUUAAGAUUUCACCGGGUGCUCAACCUGCCAUGAUUAAAGACGCAACAUCAAAGGUUGCACCACAGGAAAAAACUCAUGCUACCUUUGGAACGAACCUUAACAAAGUCAAUGCGUCCAAUCCUCCUGCUGCUAAGGCACAGGUGGUCGGUUGGCCUCCGGUUAGAUCUUUCCGCAAGAACAUUUUGGCUACAAAUUCAAAGACGAAUGACGAGGUCGAUGGAAAACCGGGUCCCGGUGCUCUGUUCGUGAAAGUUAGCAUGGAUGGGGCUCCGUAUCUGAGGAAGGUUGAUCUAAGAAGUUACACCACUUAUCAACAGCUUUCUUCGGCCCUUGAGAAGAUGUUUAGUUGCUUCACUCUUGGUCAAUGCGGAUCACAGGGAGCUCCAGGAAGGGAAAGUCUGAGUGAGAGCAAGUUGCGGGAUCUGUUGCAUGGAUCAGAGUAUGUGCUUACGUAUGAGGAUAAGGAUGGCGAUUGGAUGCUUGUGGGAGAUGUGCCAUGGGAUAUGUUCAUCGGUUCUUGCAAGAGGCUGAAGAUCAUGAAGGGCUCUGAUGCAAUUGGUUUAGCUCCAAGGGCCAUGGAAAAGUCGAAGAACAGAAACUAGCUUCAUCGGAGGGAGGCUGGACUGCAGUUAUCCUUAUGUUUUGAUAAGUGCUGUGUUUUGUGCUCAAGUUUUAAAUCAAUAGUAAGCAAGAGUAAAAUGUUUCUAAUAUAAGUUGUUGGCCAUAUAGGAAACCUUUGUUUUCUGACUUUUGUAUUUCAUGAAUCUGUGUGUGCUUUCAGAACACUUGUGUCCACUGUGACUAUAUUAUUGUUUGUAAUUUGGAUGGAUUGACUUUUAGUA